This is a messenger RNA of Populus trichocarpa (black cottonwood), 1298 nucleotides long. RefSeq lists its product as uncharacterized. The coding region runs from base 225 to 1028 and encodes 267 amino acids. The record is from RefSeq and is a predicted model, not a curated record. NCBI's taxonomy places the organism in Eukaryota, Viridiplantae, Streptophyta, Magnoliopsida, Malpighiales, Salicaceae. Gene Ontology annotation, biological process: lipid homeostasis. The transcript has 9 exons. Gene Ontology annotation, cellular component: endoplasmic reticulum; membrane.
AACAAAACAAUAAUUAAUUAUUGAAUUCCAUCGGAAAACAAAACAUAAUAAUAAAGACACGAAACUUAAGACUCUCCCCCUCUUUGUUACCCAAACGCUUAGACAGAAAACGGUUCGACUAAAGUUCUCCCGCAACAUCCGGUGAGAUUUCCGAUUCAGGCGGAGGAAGUGGAAUUGCAUUGAGGAUUUUGCUUUACUCUUGGUGCUGGGAUAAUUUGAUUGUCAUGGCGAUGAAAUCAUACCAAAUUAACGCGGAGCUGCUGCUGAAGGAAUAUUUACUAGCUGGUCCUUUGAUUCCGUACACUUCUAUCACAGGUGGCAUUUUUGCUUGCAAGAUGGUCUAUGAUCUUACCAGCUUGUUCAGUGCUGUUUAUUUUAAGAGCUAUUCCAACCUCACCAAUUUGCAACGUAUUGAAUGGAACAACCGUGCUAUAUCCACUUUCCAUGCUGUUUUCAUUACAAUGAUGUCAUUAUACUUUGUAUUUUGCUCUGAUCUCUUCUCUGACCAACCUCACGCUGGCCUUGUUACAUUUCGGAGUUCUGCACUGUCUACAUUUGCAUUGGGGGUUUCUGCUGGUUAUUUCAUUGCUGACCUUGGGAUGAUUAUUUGGUUUUAUCCUUCUCUGGGUGGGAUGGAAUAUGUGAUUCAUCAUUCUCUUUCCCUGAUUGCUGUGGCAUAUUCGAUGUUGACUGGGGAGGGGCAACUUUACACCUACAUGGUUCUUAUCUCUGAGACAACUACUCCUGGAAUCAAUUUGAGAUGGUAUCUUGACACAGCUGGAAUGAAGAAGUCUAAAGCAUAUCUCUUAAACGGGGUUGUGAUAUUCUUCGCUUGGUUUGUUGCUAGGAUACUCUUGUUUAUCUACCUGUUUUACCAUGUCUUCCUGCACCAAUAUCAGGUCAAGCAAAUGCACUCCUUUGGACGACUCCUGGCACUGGUAGUGCCAGUAGUGCUAUCUGUCAUGAAUUUGAUGUGGUUUUGGAAGAUUUUCAAAGGAAUGAAAAAAACAUUAGCAAAGCGGCACUGAAUAACAUAUCUAAACUGUAGUUGUGCAAACAAGGAAGUAGGCUGCUGCAUAUACAUCGGCUCGUGCUACUCAUCUGGUGUGUUUAUUUUGUGCGUUCUCUCCCCCGUUAUUGUGCACAUGCACACUUGUAAAUGGUUUUUCCACAAUAGGAAGCGUUCUUAAAAAAGUAUAUAUAUAUAUAUAUAUAUAUAUUCUUUUUUCUAUUUGUUUACCGUUGAAUGUAGAUCCAAUUCUAUAGAAGAAAUUGAAUAAGAAACUUUACUGCUCGAA